AUGGUGACAAAUAUGAUUGAAAUAAAUAAAGAUAUGAUUAAUCGAGUAUUAUUACUGUCAGAUUUUAAUCAAAAUAUUAUUAAAUUGGAUAUAAAUCAUAUUACAAUGGAUGUUUUAAACGAUUUGAUCUUAUUUCCAUUCACUAACAUCUGUAUUAAUUGCACAAAAUCACUUACUUCGUAUCGAUACAAAUUAAUUCAUGUUAUUGACUGUUUUAAAAUUAUUCGAGCAAUAGCUAAUCGAUGGCGAAAGAUUAAUAAAUCAUCAUUAAAUAGUGCGCUUAAAAUAUUUUAUUUAUGUGAUUCUUUUGCAUUUACAUAUUCGGUUUUCUUUGAUUAUACAUGCCAACUUCUACAUGAUCAAUGCCCAUUUCAAGCUUUUUCUCGAAUACUUAUUGAUCGGUAUAAUUACGAACGUCAAAAUAGCAACAUCAAUCUUCAACCUAUUCCAUUAGCAAAAUUAUUUCAAUCUCAUUGGUUAUUAUAUCAAAUUGUAUGCUUUGAAUUUAUGUUAGGACGAACGCAAAUAGUUAAUUUACCAGUUUCACUUAAUCGUAAUGAACUUAAUUAUCAUUUUGAAUGUUAUUCUGGUUGGUGUUAUCAUUUAUUCACGACAUUUUGGUCCAGACAUAAGUCAAUCCCAAAUAUAAAAUGUUGUCCUUCAGAUUUUAGUCGAUGUAUCAUUGUGGAUGGACAUCAAAAAUGUCGACGAUUAGUAUGUAGUUUUAAAAAUAUUGUCGAUACUUUCAUUGAAGAAAUGACUGCAAUUGAAAUUGGUUGUCCAUAUACACCCUGUCGAAGAAUACAAUCAUCGAAUUCAGUUGAUGCAAUUUAUUGUAGAUAUCAUCAACCCUCAAUUCUUUUAUCUCCGUCUCUUAAUUUACAAAAAGCUGAUGAUAUGGCUGCUGAAUUUUCGAAAUGGGAUAGAGAUUUUCUCUCGGAACAUAAAGCUCAAUGCCAAAAUUAUCGUAAUGAUAGCGAAGAAAUAAAAAAAAAUAAAUCAUAUGGUAUACUAGCAUCAUAUCAUCCAUGUGGAGUUGCAGUCGGCUUUACAGAAGCAAUUAAAGCUGAAGGUGUAUUCAUUAAAAAACUCUUUUAA
Messenger RNA from Rotaria sp. Silwood2, 1098 nucleotides. Lineage: Eukaryota; Metazoa; Rotifera; Eurotatoria; Philodinida; Philodinidae. The record is from the annotation of a GenBank genome assembly.